Messenger RNA from Exaiptasia diaphana, 513 nucleotides. RefSeq names its product mediator of RNA polymerase II transcription subunit 11. The record is from RefSeq and is a predicted model, not a curated record. Gene Ontology annotation, biological process: regulation of transcription by RNA polymerase II. Gene Ontology annotation, cellular component: mediator complex. The transcript has 4 exons. Bases 82 to 435 code for a protein of 117 amino acids. Gene Ontology annotation, molecular function: transcription coregulator activity. Lineage: Eukaryota; Metazoa; Cnidaria; Anthozoa; Actiniaria; Aiptasiidae.
UCUAAGUUGCAAAAUGGCGGACGGGUAGCGAAGUUUUAUUGUUUCAAGAAUCUACAUGACAUUAUUGCAUUUGAUUUAAAUAUGUCACAAUCGAGAGAUCGCUUGAARCGUCUGGAAGAAAUCGAGCGUGAAAUCGUUACUGUUUUGAAAAGUGCUGGUGAGACGCUGUCGGAACUGUCAAAGGAUGCCCCAUCUGACGAUGUUGUGAAUGCUAGAGCAGCGCAGUUUGUCAAAUCACUUGAGCUGGUUGAAAAAGGUUUAUCAGAGCAAAUAAGUUAUUUGACGCAAGUUGCUACUGGACAACCCCACGAAGGCUCAACAUAUGGAGUAGUCAAGGACUUUGAACUUUCAUGCACAAGGGCUGCAGUAGUACAAGAAAAACUUGAUGAACUAAAGAAAAUCAUUCAAAAACAUGAAGUCUCCAAAACAUUAUAGUUCUAUAUUGUACUAGAUAUUAUGUAACUUUAAGAUGAAUGGCUACAAUAGUUGUUAAUAAAAUGUAGAUUUUUGAAA